UGUCAACUGUCGGUCUAUAUAAAUACAGAGUACUCAGAUGUUAAUCCCAAUCACUUCUGCUUUUGUUGAUCUCAUAACCAUCCAUCUCUUUCUAAUGGCAUUCAUAGCCAACAUAAAAACCAGUUCAUUUCUUGUCUUAAUCUGUUUUUUAACCUUCUCUUUGCAUACAACAACAACAGAAGCAUGCCACAAAACUGAUAAAGCAGCUCUACUUGAUUUCAAGAGUAAGAUCACACUAGAUCCUGCUGAGCUGUUAAAAACGUGGAAUAAAUCCACUGAUUGUUGUACCAAAUGGGAAGGUGUCGCUUGUGGUUCCAACGGUCGCGUCGUAAAUCUUUCACGCUCUGGUAUAUUUUCUCCAAUUCUGGACGAUUUUGCGUUCAUGGCAGGAACUAUUUCUCCUUCAUUGGGUAGACUCACGUUUCUCCGCUUGUUAGACUUUAAUAACCUCAAGAGCUUAACAGGAACGAUCCCUACGGAGCUCGGGAAGUUGUCACACCUUACUACUCUAUUCCUCAAUUCCAACCAACUCAAGGGUUCAAUUCCUGCAUCAUUCCAAAAUCUUCGCAAACUCAACAGGUUGUUUCUCAAUGAUAAUCUUCUAUCUGGUACCGUUCCCACAAACAUCUUUCGACAUAUGUCUUCUCUUACCGAGCUUGAUUUUUCCGAAAAUCAGUUAUCUGGUGGGAUUCCAUCGUCAAUUGAUAAACUAGUCUCGUUGAAGAGGCUUGAACUCCAUCAUAACAACUUCUCAGGUAGUAUACCAAGUACAAUCGGUAAUCUUAAGAACUUGGCUUAUUUAAUCUUAUCUAACAACCAGAUUUCUGGAAGCCUUCCAAGUUCAAUGUCGAAGCUAGUUCUUCUCAAUAGUUGUUAUUUACAAGAUAACAAACUUACAGGCAGUAUACCGGCAUUGAUCGGUGGCUCUGCGCUCCAGUUUUUGGUACUUGAUAACAACAUGUUAACAGGCAGAUUACCUAAAAGUUUUGGUAGUCUAACAAAUCUUCUUGGUUUGUUUGUGAGGAACAACCGUCUUAAGGGUAAAAUUCCCUCAAGUUUUAGCAAUCUAAGGAAUCUUCAAUAUCUUGGUCUCUCUAGAAAUGGUUUGUCAGGUCCAAUUCCUUCUGAACUAGUUAAGUUAAAUGCGACAUUAAAAACCUUAGAUUUGUCAUUCAACCCAUUGAGUCUAGUGAACAUACCGAUUUGGAUCUCAAAAAUGACACUUCUGCAACUACAUUUAGCUCGAACAGGGUUAAUUGGUGAACUCCCGGAAUGGUUGUCCGAUUUAUCUUCCGACGACUUAUCUGCAAAUAGUUUCUUGAAUUCUCUUGAUUUAUCGAGUAACAUGUUAUCCGGAGUAUUGCCGGCCUGGAUAGGAAAAAUGGCUUCUUUAUCUUCCCUCAAUUUAUCUAACAACGGUUUCCAUUCAGCUAUACCAGUCGAGAUCAUGAAUCUUUCAAUCUUACGGAUACUUGAUCUUCACUUGAACAAUUUCACAGGGGGAUUACGCCCGAUUUUUGGAGAUGGCUUGUCUCUGUCUUGGUACAGUUAUAUCGAUCUUUCUUACAAUAUGUUUGUUGGUCGCAUAGAUAAUUUUGCAAACCUAGGGAACAUGGAAUCACUUGAAACAUUAGUUCUAUCUAACAAUCGUUUAGGGGGAUCGAUACCAGAAUCUCUUGGGAAAUUGAGACAACUUAGAACUCUAAAGGUUGCAAAGAAUGGGUUUGCGGGUAGUAUACCUUCAGGGGUGAUAAACUUGGUGAGCCUCCGAGAAUUUGAUGUGUCCUACAACAAGUUGACUGGGAAAAUUCCUUCUCAUACCACACCAUUUCCAUCUUCUUCUUUCAAGGGCAACUCUGGCCUCUGUGACUCCCCACUUCCUCCUUGUGAAACUGCUUAGUAAACUUGUUGUAUCUUUCUGAUUGCUAUGUUUGUUU
Papaver somniferum (opium poppy) is the source of this 1937-nucleotide messenger RNA. Its product is annotated as probable leucine-rich repeat receptor-like protein kinase At1g35710. Lineage: Eukaryota; Viridiplantae; Streptophyta; Magnoliopsida; Ranunculales; Papaveraceae. The transcript has a single exon. Gene Ontology annotation, molecular function: protein binding. The record is from RefSeq and is a predicted model, not a curated record. Bases 38 to 1900 code for a protein of 620 amino acids.